AUGCCAUCUGCUAACGACUUCGGGAACAUCCGACUGUUGAAGAAAGAUUACCUCCGGGGACUUUUCUCACAAAACGACAACGCUGCUUACGGAAACAGUCGACAUCCCAUCUUUCCGAAUGGUAACAAUGGAGAUUCGCCUUCACGGCUUGUUCAUAAUUACGAACCCCGCGAGGUUCUAGUGAGUUUGUCUUUCUUGACGUCAGCGCAUAUGAUCUUCCAAGCCCCUUUGAUACCUCCAGAGUUUCGUGGCAUACUUUACACACUUCUGAAGAUCACGUUUCACGGUCUGCAGGACGACCUUUCUGGUAUGGAUAGUAGGUCUGUGACCAUGUUCUGUCUUUCGCAGCCUCGCAAAGAACGGCAUCCGACAACUUACUUUGGCGGGUUCAGGAACCAAAGGAUCUGGGGUCGAGCCGACAUUGUCAAAACCAGUGGGAUCGGAUUUUCCGACCAUGCUGUUGUCGUGCCUGACAGGGUUGCACCCACACAUUUCAGUCGCUUCGAUGGGAGAUUCAAUUACCACGCUCUGGAGCAAGCUCGCACCGUCACUGGGGCGAGCCAGCCACAGAGGUUUGUAUGAACGGCGGUGAUUUCACGGUACGGCCGUCAUGACCUCUGGGACUCUUCGUCAUUUUGGUUUUCAGUUACUACAUUGGAUCCGGUAAUGGUGAUCUUGGUGGUUCCUAGUUCCUUAAGAGUCAACUCCAUGAUAUCAGGUCUCACCGAGUUCCGCUGCGUGCCCUCCAAGUUCUGCUAAGGACGGGCUUCGAUUCAAUCAUGUGUGUAGAAGAUGGCUAUACAAGUAAACAAGAUUUCAG
Messenger RNA from Guyanagaster necrorhizus, 820 nucleotides. RefSeq lists its product as uncharacterized. Bases 1 to 582 code for a protein of 193 amino acids. Lineage: Eukaryota; Fungi; Basidiomycota; Agaricomycetes; Agaricales; Physalacriaceae. The record is from RefSeq and is a predicted model, not a curated record. The transcript is spliced from 7 exons.